Encephalitozoon romaleae SJ-2008 is the source of this 1248-nucleotide messenger RNA. RefSeq names its product histone deacetylase 1. The transcript has a single exon. The record is from RefSeq and is a predicted model, not a curated record. Bases 1 to 1248 code for a protein of 415 amino acids. Gene Ontology annotation, molecular function: histone deacetylase activity. NCBI's taxonomy places the organism in Eukaryota, Fungi, Microsporidia, Unikaryonidae.
AUGAAUAACAAGAGAGUAGUCUACUUCUAUGACCCUGAAAUUGGAACCUUUAGUUAUGCAAUGGGACAUCCCAUGAAACCUCUGAGAGUAAAGAUGACCCAUACUCUCUUGGUCGGGUAUGAGCUUUACAAAUACAUGGAUGUUCUCAGACCAUUUCAGGCGUCAUACGAGAAUCUAACAAACUUUCAUGCAGUAGAUUAUAUAAACUUUUUGUCCAGUGUCUCUAGUGAAAACAUGGAGGAAAUGAUUAAGGACCUUCACAAGUUCAACAUUAGAGAUGAUUGCCCUGUGUUUCCAGGGCUUUAUGACUACUGCAAACUCACCAGUGGGGGGAGUAUUUAUGCAGCACAGAAGAUUAACUCUGGAAAAUAUGAUGUUGCAAUUAAUUGGGCUGGAGGGUUACAUCAUGCUAAGAGAAGUGAAGCCUCGGGGUUUUGCUAUGUGAAUGACAUAGUCCUAGGAAUUCUUGAGCUCCUGAAAUAUAACAAAAGGGUUCUAUACAUAGAUAUAGAUGUUCAUCACGGGGAUGGGGUUGAAGAGGCAUUCUAUACCACUGACAGGGUGAUGACUGUCUCCUUCCAUAAGUACGGAGAUUAUUUUCCGGGAACUGGAAUGGUCACAGACAUCGGGCUGGCGAAAGGUAAGGGAUAUUCAGUUAAUGUUCCAUUGAGAGAUGGGAUUGAUGAUGAAAGUUAUUUCAGUAUAUUCAAGCCCGUUGUCAGUAAAGUUAUAGAGGUAUAUAGGCCAGAUGCGAUUGUAUUACAAUCUGGGGCUGAUUCGCUCUCGGGGGAUAAGCUAGGGUGUUUUAAUCUAUCCCAUCUAGGACACUCCAGGUGUAUUAAAUUUGUGCAGAGCUUCAAUAUUCCCCUUAUUCUUCUUGGAGGAGGGGGAUACACAAUUGGAAAUGUUUCAAAGGCAUGGGCCUAUGGAACAAGUGUUGUUCUGGAUGUCGAGAUCCCUAGAGAGAUUCCUUACAACGAGUAUUUUGAUUACUAUGCACCAACAUACAAAAUAGAUGUUCCUACAUCAAAUAUGAAAAACCAGAACACAAAAGAAAGCUUGGAAGAUAUUGUGGCAAAAGUGCACGAGAACCUAAGGGGUGUUUCCCAUGCUCCUUCGGUACAAAUGUCAACUAUCCCGCCCUCUUUUAUUAGUGAUGAGAGUGAUGAUGAAGAAAUUUCAAAGAAGAAAAUAGGAGAAGACUCAGAUGACUACAAAGCAUUCUCUGGUUCAAGGGAAGAAUUGUAA